Molecule: messenger RNA, 1821 nt
Organism: Colletotrichum abscissum
Lineage: Eukaryota; Fungi; Ascomycota; Sordariomycetes; Glomerellales; Glomerellaceae
Exons: 2
Coding region: 1-1821 (606 amino acids)
Source: RefSeq, a predicted model, not a curated record
AUGGCGCUACUGGCAACAGAGGACGUAGAAAUGGGUGGUUUGAUUCCCCUUCUACCUCCCAGCAAGACAUUAUCAGCCCAAUACCAAGCGGAAAUGGAUCUCGUGCUCACAUCUUGGAAUGCGCUGGCCGAUUUCGGAAACCUCAUCUUACCGCCUGGCGAGCUUUCCGAUUCCGGAGGCUUUUGCCUGUCGACGGAUCAAUCUCGACUUGACAACGGAAUAAAUCAGUCAUGGAACCUGAUCGAUAUGGAAGCCGUUUCAUCGAUUGCUUCGACUGAUUGUUGGUCACCACUCUGGCACAAUUCGACGGGAGUGGCCAAUUUCGUCAACUUUUCACCUUUCCCUACUUCCCAUCAAUCCAUGUCGUUUCUGAGCCCCUCAUCAAAUUCCUUCGUGGGAUCACCCGCCAGCACAGCUUCAUUGCGCCGACCUCCAAUGGCUGCGCAAGAAUGGGAAGCUUACAAAGACGAUAUCUGGCGAUUGUACAUGGACAAAAGCCACACAUUGAAAGAUACCAUGCAAAUCAUGAGUGAACAGCAUAAUUUCAACGCGACUGAAAGGCAAUACAAGCGACAACUACUAGAGGAAUGGGGAUGGAGGAAGAACGAAACGAAGUCUGUUCGACAGCUUCGUCGCGACCACAAGAACUUGAAAUUGGCCAAGAAGAAGACAUGCCGAAAACCCCGCCAGGCUCCGAUCAAUAUUGGAUAUACGCUGAUGACUGUUGGGCGGCGAGGGCUAGAUGAAGAGCUGUUGCACUCGAUGAAAAUACUCAUCCUUAGUUCCAUGGAAGAAUGGAACUACCUGACACUUGCUGGCCGUUUACCAGUUGCCGGUAAAGGCCUCGAGUUCCAGAUGGCCCUGGGGUUGGAGUGCAUCACUCUUGGCGAUACAACAAAGGGAUUCGCUGCUGUGAGCUACAUGUUCCGGGCCCUCGAAGACCUUGUCAGGAAAAGCGAUAUCACCAUUUACGCGACCUUGCUUCUUGAAAUACCCUCUAAGCUCUUCGGUUUCAAGGAGGACCGUUCGAUACACAACGAAUAUUUCACUCACGUUCACGGUUUAUUGGAGGGGUGCGGCAAAGGCAAUAGUUCGAUCGCAAACACAGUGCGUCUGAUGCGUCAGCUCACGGAAAAGGACAUCGACCAAGCCCAGCGCUGCUUGCUACAACUCUACAGAGUCGCAUCCGAUGCCUUCAAGGAAUCUAAGGGACGCGACACAGUCGACAGCAUCGGACGGCGUAUUGAGGCAAUGAAGGCUAAUGGAUGCGCUCCGGACCCAUCAGAAGCGGAGUCGAUGAUGAUCGCACUCGACAACAUGCAGAUACUCGCCACCUCACAUGAGAAUCCGGAGUCGACGAAGAUUAUGGAGUAUAAGCUCAUGAAAAUUGAUCUCGCGCGAUCGAUGGGGGCUCGUAGCGACUUUGUGAGUCGUUGUAACGGGCUCUUGCAGGACAUCAUGUCUGAUGCUAUCGACAAUGAAUGGCGUACUUUGGAAGCCUGGCCGCUGUGGCUCUCUGGGAAGAUCAUGUUUCGGCUCAGCGAGUUCUCUAAAGAAUAUGGUGAUCAAGAAGCGUGGGCGGAGUAUCUGGGACAUUGUGUGAAGCGAUUUGUGUGUGCCAUAACAUUUGACGAGAUUUGGGGAGAAGUAUCAGAUGCGCGGGUGAUGCUCUGCCGUCAUCAACUGGUCGAAUACUCGACACAGAUCGGACAGAUGAACACGAAAGUGGUUGACAGGCAUCGCCGGUUUAUCGAAAGCUCGGCAUUCUGGGAAGCGGCCAUGCGAGAAGAUAUGGAUGCGGUUGGCGAGAUCUACAUGUAG